Messenger RNA from Auanema sp. JU1783, 1923 nucleotides. Lineage: Eukaryota; Metazoa; Nematoda; Chromadorea; Rhabditida; Rhabditidae. The record is from the annotation of a GenBank genome assembly.
AUGUGGCAUGAAGCCCGUAAACAGGAAAAACUGUUAAGAGCUCGCAUCGUUGAUUGUUCUCGCCGAGCUGAACAACGGAGAAAGUAUUAUGAAAAUGUGAGAAAAGAUCCUGACCAGUUUAUGCAACUGCAUGGUCGAGGAUGUACCAUACACGCAGAUAAGAGCAUUGCGAAAGCUGCAGAGGAACAGAAUAUUUUGCGGAAGUGGCAGGGAGAUCCAGAGAUUCUCAUUGAUCGUUUUGAUGCCCGAUCACAUUUGGAUUACAUCCCUCCUCCCAGAACAACACGGAUUGAUGAGAAGAGUGCCAUUGCCAAAGAGGAAACAGUUUGUGAUUUCGAAAGAUAUCGUCUGCUCAUAAUCAAUGAGUUCAAAGAUGUUUCGGAAAAAACUUAUCUGCGUAAAAUUGGUGAGAAGGAGUUCUGGUUGACUAGUAACAAUGAGGAUUAUCGCAAACUGGAGAUGGAGAAGAAGAAGAAAAGCGGAGAAGGAAAAGCAUCCAUAGGUUUCUCAUACAAUGAUUCUGACGUAGUUAGAGGAAGUAUGAAUGAAGAGUCUGAGGAAGAGAUUGACGACGAAGUUCAGGAUAUCGAUGUUGAUCUGGAUCUUUCAAAGUAUACUGCUGAUUCACAAAGAAGAGCAAAUAAGAUAGGCGAAGAUUAUGGGAUCAAGUUAGCCAGGUUCACCGGACUCUUGGCUGCCGAUCAACAUGCAUCUCGGGAAGCUGCUGAGUUAAAGAGAAUUGAAAGACAGAAGAGCAUGUUAGCUGGUCGAGAAGGGAAACAAGGACGGCAAAUUCUCAAACGACAACGUGCAAUGAUUGUUGGCAAGGGUGUGAAUGAUGAAGCCACACUUAGUUUUAAAUUCCGUGAGAAGGCUUAUGAGGAUAAAAACAAAUACUUGAAGCAAGAAUCUUCCAGUAGUGAUUCUUCAGAUGACGAACCAGCCAAAGCAGAGUUUAUCACUACAUUUGGUGGAGGCGCAGACAAAGAUGAUGAUGAAGAGGAGGAACUAGUUAAACCAGGAUCAGCUGAGCCAGCUGAGAAAAUGGAUCCAGCAUGUAUGAAGAUGCUUCAAUUUGCUACCGGUGAACCCACUACAUCGCUUGAUAUGGACGGACAAACGCCGCCAGUUAGAAAGGUUUCGAAACCACGGGUAAAUAGGAGCAGAUCCCCUAGUAUGAGUCGAAGAUCCAGAACUGCAUCUCCUCCAUGUCGACCUGGUGGUUCUCCGUCCCCAGUCAGAGAAGAUGACUCUACCGGAGUGCCCAGUGACGACACUGGUCUCGAAGAAAAAAAAGUUGCUUCUGACUCGCCCGAAUCUAGUGAUUAUGGAUCAGAUUUGGAACUUGUAGAAAUAAGAUCAAGCAUGUCGGACUCUGAGAAGGAACGUAUACAAAUCGAAAACAGAAAGCGGAGAGUUAAACGUACGAAACGAAUGAUGAAAGAAAAGAAGCCUGACAGACAAGACGAUGAGUCAGAAGAAGAAGAAAAGAAAGAGAUAGCACGAAAGUUGAAGGCCAGGUUAAAGAAAACUUUACGUCAAACUGUUGAUGAAAUGCGGGAAGAAGAGGAAGCCAAGAAACGAGAAGCAGAGAAAGAAAAAAGAAUUCGUGAUGAGAUUAUAUUCAUUGAAGAGCAAGAGCGGAAGCAGCGGGAGAAAAAGCGACGGGAAGGCUCCGAUCGAAGAAAGAGUAGCCGCAGUAGUAGCAGAAGCAGUCGGAAAUCAGCUCUCGUAGAAACAGAACAAGGUCAAGAUCUCGUUCUCGUUCUAGGAAUCGUUUACGAAGUAGGUCACGUGACCGACGAUCCAGGAGCCGAAGCAGAAGCCGCAGUCGACAUCAUCAGCAUAGAGGAGGUGGAGAUUACAAACACAAGCAUAAAUAGAGAACGUCAUCGAGCGCGGCAUAGAUAUGCUCACAGAUAA